AUGGAUUUUGUGCAGAAGAAUCAAUACAACAGUGUUGCGAAUGAGUACCCAUCCAUCGAGGACGUGCCGCAUUCCAAAGUGGAAGACGAACUGGUUAAGAUUGCCCUAGCAGACUGCACCGGCUUAAAAGUGUUGGAUCUCGGCGGGCGCUUUGGCCUCCACGCACGGCAGGCUCUGGACGCUGGAGCUUCUUGGGUAGACGUCGUCGACGUGAGUCAAUCAAUGCUGGAUGUUGGCAAAGGCAUCGAAGAUGAAGCUGGCCGAGGCAUCAUCGGAUGGCACCUGGCAGACAUCUCAAAACCCCUGUCUGCACAGGUCCCCGAUCUGCCACAGGACGGCUACGAUGUAGUCAUGGCAAUCUGGCCUUUUGACCAUGCCCGGACGGUCAAGGAGCUGGAAGGCAUGUGGCGGAAUGUAGCUGCGUACAUGAAGCCUGGCGGCCGAUUCGUUGGUGUUCGAGUUGCCAAUCCAUACGCUCAAAGUGCGAGGACUGGAAAGUAUGGCAGUCAAUUUCGCGAUCUUGAAGAGAUCGCGGAUGGGGUCAAUUAUGAGUGCGCCAUCCUUGCCACUCCUCGGUUUGCCUUCGAAGCAACAUCAAUGGAGACAAGCUACAGCGGCUCCACGGAAAUACCUGAAAAGUACGGCCUUUGCGACGUCACGGUCUUACAUCCCAAAGACACACAGACAGUCAAGAGAGACCCUGACUAUUGGGCUAUGCUGGUUGAGGAUACUCACUUUGUGGCUUUCACUGCGAGAAAGAAGUGA
Lecanosticta acicola is the source of this 765-nucleotide messenger RNA. The record is from the annotation of a GenBank genome assembly. Lineage: Eukaryota; Fungi; Ascomycota; Dothideomycetes; Mycosphaerellales; Mycosphaerellaceae.